Molecule: messenger RNA, 267 nt
Organism: Drosophila eugracilis
Lineage: Eukaryota; Metazoa; Arthropoda; Insecta; Diptera; Drosophilidae
Exons: 1
Coding region: 29-199 (56 amino acids)
Source: RefSeq, a predicted model, not a curated record
CUGAAACAUCACCACAAACGAAAUAGCAAUGCCUUCUGUCUGGAUUCACCUGCUGGGACUUCUGGCCCUGUUCCUUUUCGUGACCCUGGCUACAGGAGAUCCUUUCCCCUUUGACGAGAGACGCCACAGGGGCUGGAACCCAGGCCCAGGAUCAAUGCCACAGAUUCCCACUACACCGCCUUUUAAUCCAUAUGGAUGAGAAGACUUAAGUCGCAUUUAAAUUAUGUGCAUAUAAACACAAAAAUAAAUAUAGCUAUCUGAAUUUCA